AUGGCACUCAGAGUUUGUCACAGUCUACUGGACCCCCCCACCAAGAAUCCGCAGACCACUUUACUCCUGCACCUCCCCUUAUCCACUUUAGCUCCUGUCAGGCGUGAAUUGCCUCAAGUCUCACCAAACUCCAGCCACACACAUGUUGCAGGUGUGCUUCACCUCCAGUCACUGGUAUUUCGAAGGAUCGUGCAGACUGACCCCACAGGGCUCUCAGAAUCAGGGACUAUUCGCUCCAGGACCUCCCCUCAAACCCGCAGAGCGAGGCCUCCGCCACUUAAGAGGUCAGGCGGCCCGUGGGCUCCACGCAGGCAGCCAUCCUUGAGGGCACCAUUACAGCAUGCAGCAGUUCUUCACUGCGGGUAUGUAUCCGUUGUCUGUCCUCCAGGCAAACGCAUGAAUUUGUGUGUUGCACUCAAAGAGGAACGGGGGGAGGAACCCCCCCCCUGCGUGGAGGUGCCAUCAUCUCUAGCUGCGUCUCAGUCCAAAACUCCAUCUAAAGAGCCGGGAAUAAUCCCUCCGACUGGGGGGGGAAUGGGGCCGACCACCAUUCACUCCACACGUGCACAUAUUGCAGCUCCUCAUGGCAGUGCGGAAGCCCCUCCGAGACAGCUAGCUGCAGGCUUCGGGGCCAUGUGCCCAGGUAGGCCCAAAAGUGUUACGGCUCUAUCCUUCCGGUGCACCCAGCAUUGGUGCAGGUAUCAUUAGGAAGCUUCGGUAUUCCCACACCUUAAUCACUUAGAGGCAUGGGUGCAGAUUUGUUUAGUAAGCAUAAAAUUUGCCCUUGGCAGGGGCCCGAGCACUGAGCAACGGGAGAUGGCCGCUGCUCAGGUUAGUGGCCCGGCCCCACCCCUCUCUUGUUUGCAGCCUUUGCAAGCCGUCCCCUUCUUUCCCAGCCCAGACUUUCUGUGGCUGUCCAAUCACAGACUUCUCAAUGCAGCUCAAUAAAUCUUUGCAAGGCAGGUGCUCUGGGCAAUUGCUGCCUCUUGAGUUUAGUUUCACUAACCAGGAUGUAACAAGACUAGUUGUGUGACUGGUUGAACUAAACAAGCCAGUAAGUAACAAGACCGGUUGUCUGACUUAUAGCUGGAUGGGUGUAGCAAGGUUCAUUUAUAGCCAAUAUUUGUUGAAAUCUACACUUUUUGUAAAACAAAUAAUAGAUGACACAGGUUUAUUUAGAGUGUAGCUUUAAUACAUAUUAUAUGAUCUGGUCCGCCCAGCAAGGUAUUAUGUAACAUAUUUUUGAGAAUCUCAAUUUAACACUGAUGUUUUGAGUAAUACCAUAGAAACAGAAAAGAACAGGUAGAAUACCAGAGCAAGCAAAAUAUACUAUAUAU
Pelobates cultripes (western spadefoot toad) is the source of this 1337-nucleotide messenger RNA. Lineage: Eukaryota; Metazoa; Chordata; Amphibia; Anura; Pelobatidae. The record is from the annotation of a GenBank genome assembly.